AUGGCGCUCCGGUGCCUCUGCCUCGCCGUCCUCUCCCCGAGCCGCAACGCGGCCAUCCCGCAGCUCUUCGGCAUCCCGAUGGAUCGGGCGAUGAAGCACCACAAGAGAAUCGGCAGGCUGUUCUACGCGUUCGUGUGCCUCCACGUCGUCUGCAUGCUCGCGGGCGGCACGGAGAAGGGCCCGGUCACGUGGUCCAAACAGUUCAACCUCAACGAGCACAACCUCUGGCCGGGCGUAGUGGCGUUUGCCGCGUGGACCGGUCAGUACGUCACGUCGCUGCCGUGGUUCCGCAGACACCACUUCGAGCACUUCUACUUCCUCCACCUCAACUUCAUGUUCGUCGGCAACAUGUUCACGAUAUUCCACAACCGCUGGAGGGCAGUCGUCUGGGUCAUUCCUGCGUUUGCCUUCUUCUGGCUCGACUUUGGCGUCCGCUGGUACACUAAGAUGUGCAAGAAGGCGUCCAUCGUCGAGUACGAGAUCGUGGACGAGAAUUUGGUCAAGCUGGUGGUGCGGCGCGAGGGUUUCCCCGGCGCCGCGUUCGAUUUUCACCCCGGCUCCUACAUCUGGCUCUCCGUGGACGUCCCCGCGGACAAACGCUCGGAGUACAUGCGCGACGACAUCAUCGGCCCUCCCGCGUUCCCAGUCAACGUCCCGUCGUGGGUCUGGUUCCACCCCAUCACCGUGUCGUCCUUCGACCCCGAGACGUCCCACCUCACGCUGUUCAUCAAGCGCUUCGCCGGCGCCGACCUCCGCGGCGACGGCCUCGACGAGUGGAGCGGCCAGCUGGUGCACACCAUGAAAGCCGUCCGCGACGCGAAGAUGAAACUCGUGGACGUUCGAGUGCACGUCGGCGGGCCCCACGGUAACCUGCAGGUCGACCCGGCGCUGUGCGAUCACGUCGUUCUAUGCGCGGGCGGCAUCGGCGUCACCCCGAUGGCGGCCAUCCUCGAGGAUCGCGUGCGAGGCGCCAAGUCCGGCGCGAUCAAAUCCGGCUCGAAGACGACGCUUGUGUGGACCACUCGCUCACCCGCCGAGGUCGCCGCGUUCUCCUACCUGUUCGCAGCCAUCGCCGAGCUCGACGAGAAAACCAGGUCUUUAUUCGACGUUCGCAUCCACCUCACCGGCGGCGCGAAAGCUGACCCGGAGACGGCCACGCGUUCAGCCAAUUCAGUCGUCACGAUGGCGACUGGCCGCCCCGACUUUGACGCCGUCGUCGCCGGCUGCGUCGCCGAGGGUAAGGCGAAUAAGGUGGGCGUCUACGUGUGCGGCCCCGAGGCGCUGAGCGACGCCGCGGAGGCAGCGGCGCUUCGUCGCGGGUGCCUCGUGCACCGCGAGACGUUCGAGUUCUGAGCGCCGACGCCGCCUCCGCGACCGCGACCGCGUCGAGACGUUACAAACAAAACACCAACCGAGCAGCUGAUGAGACGAGCCCUCUUGUAACGAAAAGAAUUUGUGAG
Molecule: messenger RNA, 1460 nt
Organism: Micromonas commoda
Lineage: Eukaryota; Viridiplantae; Chlorophyta; Mamiellophyceae; Mamiellales; Mamiellaceae
Exons: 1
Coding region: 1-1353 (450 amino acids)
Cellular component (GO): plasma membrane
Molecular function (GO): oxidoreductase activity
Source: RefSeq, a predicted model, not a curated record